Auanema sp. JU1783 is the source of this 1215-nucleotide messenger RNA. The record is from the annotation of a GenBank genome assembly. NCBI's taxonomy places the organism in Eukaryota, Metazoa, Nematoda, Chromadorea, Rhabditida, Rhabditidae.
AUGUCGGGAAAGAAGAGAAACGCAGCUGAGCCCACUUCUGAGGACUUGUCCAAGAUUGAAUUCGAAACAUCUGAAGAUGUUGAAGUUUGUCCAACUUUCGAUGCUAUGGGAUUGAGAGAGGAACUUCUUCGUGGUAUUUACUCUUAUGGUUUCGAGAAACCAUCAGCUAUUCAGCAACGUGCUAUCAAGCCUGUUCUUAAGGGAAGAGAUGUCAUCGCUCAAGCCCAAUCUGGUACCGGUAAAACGGCCACUUUCUCUAUUUCCAUCCUCCAAUCUCUUGAUACUCAAUUAAGAGAGACACAAGCCUUGGUUUUGUCACCAACAAGAGAAUUGGCUACUCAGAUUCAAAAGGUUAUUCUUGCUCUUGGUGAUUACAUGAAUGUUCAAUGCCACUCUUGCAUCGGAGGAACCAACGUUGGAGAAGAUAUCCGUAAGCUCGACUACGGACAACACGUCGUUUCUGGAACUCCAGGACGUGUUUUCGACAUGAUCAGACGUAGAAAUCUCCGUACUCGUUCCAUUAAAUUGUUGGUUCUUGAUGAAGCUGACGAAAUGCUUAAUAAGGGAUUCAAAGAACAACUUUAUGAUAUCUACAGAUACUUACCUCCUGGAGCUCAAGUUGUACUCCUAUCUGCUACUCUUCCUCAUGAAAUCUUGGAGAUGACAAGCAAGUUCAUGACUGACCCAGUUCGCAUUUUGGUAAAACGUGAUGAGUUGACACUAGAAGGAAUCAAACAGUUCUUCGUCGCUGUUGACAGAGAAGAGUGGAAGUUCGAUACUUUAAUCGAUCUCUAUGAUACUCUCACGAUUACUCAAGCCGUUCUCUUCUGUAAUACACGUAGAAAGGUUGAUUGGUUGGCUGAGAAAAUGAAGGAAGCUAACUUCACUGUAUCAUCCAUGCACGGAGAUAUGGAGCAGAAAGAAAGAGAGCAGAUUAUGAAGGAUUUCAGAGCCGGAAGCAGUCGUGUUCUGAUCUCCACUGAUGUUUGGGCUCGUGGUCUUGAUGUUCCUCAAGUAUCUUUGGUUAUCAACUAUGAUCUUCCAAAUAAUCGUGAGUUGUACAUUCAUCGUAUUGGUAGAUCAGGUCGUUUCGGAAGAAAGGGUGUUGCCAUCAAUUUCGUUAAACAAGAUGAUGUCAGAAUCCUCAGAGAUAUUGAGCAGUACUACUCUACUCAAAUCGAUGAAAUGCCGAUGAACAUCGCUGAAAUGAUCUAA